This is a messenger RNA of Kwoniella botswanensis, 549 nucleotides long. RefSeq lists its product as uncharacterized. Lineage: Eukaryota; Fungi; Basidiomycota; Tremellomycetes; Tremellales; Cryptococcaceae. The transcript is spliced from 5 exons. The coding region runs from base 1 to 549 and encodes 182 amino acids. The record is from RefSeq and is a predicted model, not a curated record.
AUGUCGAACCCAUCAGACCUCCUUAACCAAGCCAGAUCAGCUGCUACAGCUGUAGCCUCAACAGUAGUCAACACAGCUACCAGCGCUGUCAACCAAGCUACCGCGCUAGCCGGACAAGCCGCCAAUUCCGAUGCAGCCGCCAGCGUAACCUCAUCCGCCAAGUCACUCGGGUCACAAGCCGCUUCGACCGCUGGAUCACUCGCUGGUCAAGCUCACGCCCAAGCCCAUGCCCUCGCUCCGACCGUUAUCCCUGCACCCGCUGCCGGUGUCGCCGAAGGUGUAGACAACAGAGGUGAUUUGAGUCCUACAGAUGAAGUUGGGAAAGCAAAGUUUGAGAAGUUGUUUGAAAGCAGACAUUCCGCCGAUGAAUUGAAGGAUAAAGGUAUUCUCAAGGGCGAACCUGGCGAUUCCCUGGCUGGCAAACGAGCUGGCCUUGAGAAAGCAAUGCACAAAGACCAACUCGACAAGGAAAUUGCCCAACGACCUCAACCUGAAGAGCUGGUCAAAAAAGGUAUUUUAAACCCCGACGAAGCCCCGCCCACUCGAUAA